AGGGCCUGGCCAGAGAGGCUUCAGGCAGAGAAGGCAAGACUAUGGCUUCUGCGGCAGCAGCAACAACAGAGAAGGGGUCUCCAGUUGUGGUGGGUCUGCUGGUCGUGGGAAACAUCAUCAUUCUGCUGUCAGGCCUGGCCCUGUUUGCUGAAACGGUGUGGGUGACCGCCGACCAGUACCGCGUGUACCCACUGAUGGGCGUCUCGGGCAAGGAUGACGUCUUCGCCGGUGCCUGGAUCGCCAUCUUCUGCGGCUUCUCCUUCUUCGUGGUGGCCAGCUUUGGUGUGGGCGCAGCGCUCUGCCGCCGCCGGUCCAUGAUGCUCACGUACCUGGCGCUCAUGCUCACCGUCUACAUCUUUGAGUGCGCCUCCUGCAUCACGUCCUACACCCACCGAGACUACAUGGUGUCCAACCCAUCCCUGAUCACCAAGCAGAUGCUGACCUUCUACAGUGCAGACUCGGACCAGGGCCGGGAACUCACCCGCCUCUGGGAUCGCAUCAUGAUUGAGCAAGAGUGCUGUGGCACGUCAGGUCCCACGGACUGGGUGAACUUCACAUCAGCCUUCCGGGCCACCACCCCAGAGGUGGUGUUCCCCUGGCCCCCGCUGUGCUGUCGACGGACUGGCAACUUCAUCCCCCUCAGUGAAGAAGGCUGCCGCCUGGGCCACUUGGACUACCUGUUCACCAAGGGCUGCUUCGAACACAUUGGCCACGCCAUCGACAGCUACACGUGGGGCAUCUCAUGGUUUGGGUUUGCCAUCCUGAUGUGGACGCUUCCUGUGAUGCUGAUGGCCAUGUAUUUCUACACCACGUUGUGAGGAACAAGAAGGGAAGUCCUCGUGCACACCCGGCUCCUCCUCCUGCUCCCUCCCGCUGAGAUGCCCGCCUCACCUCUCCCUUUCCCACCUCCUCCACCCUUCCCUCUCUCCACUCCAAAGAUGUCUUACCAGGUUUCUGAGCCCUGCUGGGAGUCGGGGUGCCCUGAAACCCCUGGACAUGUGUGCACGGACCCUUAGACCUUAACCCCAUCUCACUUGGCUGAUUCCUGGCCCAUCUUUCAGUGUCAACUUAAAGUCCUGUCCUGGGAGGGGGGGUGGGCCCUUCCCUGAUCUUACCACCCCAUUCGCGGAUGCCUCUCUUGUAGCUCCCUGAGUUCCUCCUUCAUGCUGGAUGUCGUCAUCAUCACUGAAUAGUUUGUGAUUGUCUAUUUAAGCUCUGGUAGACUGGGACUGCCAUGAGGGGAGGGACAAGUUCUGUUAUGGGUACUUUAAUAUCCCCAGUAUUGCCCAGCACAGGGCUGAGCAUGGAUAUUCAAUAAAUACUGCUUGAAUGA
This is a messenger RNA of Balaenoptera ricei (Rice's whale), 1333 nucleotides long. It is a transcript of the gene UPK1A, whose product is annotated as uroplakin 1A. The record is from RefSeq and is a predicted model, not a curated record. The transcript is spliced from 8 exons. Bases 42 to 818 code for a protein of 258 amino acids. Lineage: Eukaryota; Metazoa; Chordata; Mammalia; Artiodactyla; Balaenopteridae. Gene Ontology annotation, cellular component: membrane.